AUGGAACGAGACUCUAGAGAGAGAAAAAAUCCAAUAGAUGGAACUAAAGUUGUGGAAGUUGGUGUCGAUGCUGCUGUUCUUCAGUACCAGAACCAAAAACUAGUACAACAGUUAGAAACUCAGAAGCAAGAGUUGCACGAUCUUGAGUCCAAAAUCAAAGAUUUAAAAGAGAAGCAAACGUCAUAUGAUGAAAUACUGAUAAAUGUGAACAAACACUGGAACCAGUUGAUUGAAGAUAUAAUAUUGCUCCAAGGACAAGUGGGGGCCGACCAAAGUGCCCUACAAAGUUUGGACCGCGUUGAAUCCUCCCGUGCCUCUAUUCCGUCAUGUCCGCCGGAGGAUAUAUUUCUCUGUAGGUUACUAGAAACUGAUGCUAAUCAAAGAAACCAAAAUGGCGAGUCAAUUGGUUUUAUCAAAGACGUUCUUUCAUCUCGUCAAACAUCAACUAAGCAGCUGAUGAAAUUACUGGAAGAUGCUAUUGAUUUUCAGAGAGCUAAAUUUGAGGACAUAGCUCGGAUUUUGCUGGAGAAACCAUCUGCAGAAGAUGCUGUUGUCCAAAUGUGUAAGCUUGAUGAUUUGAUAAAAGAGGAGGUUAGUGGCCUUCAAGAGUUGGUUGAUGUGAUUCACUCUAAACACAAGCAAUAUGCUGACGAGACUCAAACUUGCAUCAAUAGCCAUUCACUUGACCAGUUAGAGAUCAAACGGCUCAAUGGAAAGCUGGAAGAGAUUAUUGCUGAACUAGAAGAAAGUAGAAGAAAAAUAAUCAAUUUCAGAAUGGAAAGGGAUGGAUUUUCUGGAAUGCGGGUCCCAAUACCUGUUCCUCUUAUAGUUCCUACAACUAAUGGUACAGUGUCUCCUGAAAAAACUGCUGAUAGGUCAAAGAGACUAAGAGAACUAAAAGAAUCUAUUGACGAAGUGAAGGUAUUGGCUGAGGAUCGACUUACUGAACUUCAAGAUGCACAAGAAGAAAAUCUAAUUUUAUCAAAGCAACUAGAUCAUCUUCAGAAUGAGCUGAAGGAGGAAAAGUAUGUAUAUGCUUCCCGUCCUUACUCCUUGCUGAACGAUCAGUUUCAACACUGGAAUGCCGAGGCAGAGCGUUAUAGGACAUUGACUGAAUCUUUGCAAGCUGAAAGACCUUUUAUCCUAAGAAGGGAGAAAGACUUGACUGUGAAAACAGAGAACAUAGAUGCAACAAGGAAUGGCAUAGACAAUUCUGACUCAAAGGUUGAAGAACUGCAGAAUCAACUGGAAAGGUGUGUUAUAGAGAAGAACGAGUUGGAGGUAAAAAUGGAAGAAACCAUGCAAGAUUCAGGAAGAAAAGACAUCAAAGAAGAAUUUCAGGUGAUGGCUUCGGCUUUGUCUAAAGAAAUGGAAAUGAUGGAGAACCAGGUGAACAGGUGGAAUGAAACAGCUGAAGACGCCUCUUUUUUGCGUGAAAAGUCCCUAUCUCUUAGUGCCUUGGUAGACUUAAAGGCCACUGAAAUGAAGAAUUUGGCCGAUGAAUGUGCUCAGCAGAUAUGGGAGAUCAAGUCAUUAAAGAACAUUAACGAGAAAAUGGAGAAAGACAAACAAGAGCUUGAAAUUUUCUUGGAUAUGUUGGGUCAGCAAAUUUAUGAUAACAGGGAGUUGGUAGAGAUUAAAGAAUCGGAACGUAGAGCUCACAUGCAAGCUGAAACUUUGCGGAAGGCUCUAGAGGAACAUAGCUUGGAAUUAAGAGUGAAAGCCGCUUAUGAAGCCGAGGCAGCUUGCCAGCAGAGGCUAUCUGUUGCUGAAGCCGAAAUGGCUGAACUAAGGGCCGAAUUAGAUGCUUCUGAUAGAGAUGUACUAGAGCUCAAGGAAGCCAUUAAGAUUAAAGAAGCAGAGGCUGAUUCCUAUAUAUCUGAAAUCGAGACAAUUGGUCAAGCUUAUGAGGACAUGCAGACUCAGAAUCAGCAUUUGAUGCAGCAAGUGACAGAAAGAGACGAAUAUAAUAUUAAGCUGGUUUCUGAUAGUGUGAAAGCAAAACAGUCGCAAAACAUUUUGCUGUCUGAAAAACAAGUAUUGGCAAAGCAACUUCAACAGCUCAAUGAAUCGCUCGAGUCAUUAAAGUCCAGAAUAACUAAAAGCGAGGAGCAGAUGAAAUCAUUCCACCAAGAAGCUUUAAGUUCUAUUCAAGAAGAUAGACACAUAGCGGUGAAACUUGAAGCUGCAAAGUGGGAAUUAGCAGAUGCAGAAAAAGAACUGAAGAUGCUGAAAUCCUCCUUAUUAUCGUACGAGAAGGAACUUGAACAGAUACAGCGGAAAGUGGAUGAUAUUCAGAAAGAACUAGAAAAUGAAAGAUCUGAGCGGAAAAGGCUUGAUGAAGAACUAAUGGAGUUGAAUAGAACAGUUGAGGAGUUUACAUCGGCAACAGGGGAGGCUGCAAUGCAGAAACUUCAGGAAGAGAUUAAAGAUUGCAAAGCUAUACUCAAGUGUGGAGUGUGCUUUGAUCGACCUAAAGAGGUUGUGAUUGUGAAAUGCUUCCAUCUAUUCUGCAAUCAAUGCAUCCAGAGGAAUCUCGAAAUCCGCCACCGCAAGUGUCCUGCUUGUGGGUCCGCGUUCGGGCAGAAUGACGUUCGAUUUGUAAAGAUCUGA
Striga hermonthica is the source of this 2613-nucleotide messenger RNA. Lineage: Eukaryota; Viridiplantae; Streptophyta; Magnoliopsida; Lamiales; Orobanchaceae. The record is from the annotation of a GenBank genome assembly.